This is a messenger RNA of Zophobas morio, 3261 nucleotides long. RefSeq lists its product as uncharacterized. The record is from RefSeq and is a predicted model, not a curated record. NCBI's taxonomy places the organism in Eukaryota, Metazoa, Arthropoda, Insecta, Coleoptera, Tenebrionidae. Bases 107 to 3049 code for a protein of 980 amino acids. The transcript has 8 exons. Gene Ontology annotation, cellular component: cytoplasm. Gene Ontology annotation, molecular function: guanyl-nucleotide exchange factor activity; protein binding.
AGAUGACAGUGAUCUGUCACUCGAGUGAAAUGUGUGGCUGUUUAUUUAUAAUUGUAAAUUAGAAUAAUAAACUCAGAACCUCGAAUAGCGUACAUAUGCGACCGAAAUGGCCACUGAACCUCUGGUAGUCCAGGCCGUUUUCGCCUUCAAGGGCUCCAAUAACGACGAGUUGUGUUUCAAGAAGGGGGAUGUGAUCACGGUGACGCAGAAGGACGACGGGUGGUGGGAGGGCACCCUGAACGGGAAAACGGGGUGGUUCCCCAGCAACUACGUCAAGGAGUGCAAAGACGCCCCGAAACCGGUGAUUUUGCAGCAAAACCAGUACAAGAGCGUCGUUCUAAAAGACCUGAUUGACUCGGAAAAAGCGCACGUUACGGAACUGGAGAGCUUAGUCACGAAUUUUUUACAGCCGCUAGAGAAGAGUUCGAUAUUGACCAUCGAUGAAUACAAACAAUUAACGGGGAAUAUCACCGAAGUUCUUGACACACAUCAGCAGCUACUCAAGUUGAUGGAAACAGAGCAGGUGAAGCCGAGUCUCGAGCAGAGAAUGGGGCGCCUGUUUUUAUCGUGGGCCCCCAGAAUUAAAAGCGUGAAUCAAGCCUAUUGUGCCUUACAUCCGAAAGCUGUCUGCAUUUUGGAUCAAUACAAAGAAGAACUUGCCAAGUAUAUGGAGUCUAGGGGGGCUGCCAGUCCCGGAAUCCUCGUCUUGACGGUCCUGCUAGGUAAACCGUUCCGUCGCCUGGAAAAAUAUUCCGGGAUGCUUCAAGAACUAGAGCGGCAUGUGGAAGAGUGCCACCCCGACAGGGGCGACACUCAGCGCUCCGUCGCCGUGUACAAAGAAAUAGCAACCACUUGUUUGGCCACCCGCCGACAAAAAGAACUCGAAUUGCAAGUCCUAACGGGACCUGUGAGGGGCUGGGAAGGCCCCCCGCUUAUUUCUCUAGGUGACAUUAUCUAUAUGGGUUCGGUGGCCGUGGGGCCGCAGCACCACGACAGAUACUUCGUUCUCUUCCCCACGACGCUCCUAAUCUUGUCAGUGAGCCACCGCCUCAGCGCUUUUAUCUACGAGGGCAAACUACCCCUGUCGGGGCUCGUGGUCACCAGACUCGACGACAGCGACCACUACAAGAACGCGUUCGAAAUCAGCGCCCCCAUGAUCGAAAAGAAGGUAGCGGUGUGUCAAAGCAAAAACGAGGCCAACCACUGGGUUGACUUAUUGAGGAAACACAUGCCGAAAAGUGGGGGCAACAGCAGCAACCAGAAGGUGUCACCGUCGCAGGCGCAGUUCGUCCCGCAGCCGCCACCUCAUCUCAACCCCCGCGGUUACUCUAACCGAACCUCGGUCCUCACUUACCAAAAGUCGCUCGAGUACGUGGCGACUUACCCGCCUGAGACGUACCCCCCGUGCGCCCCCUUCGCGUCCUUGACGAGGUACUUCUCCAAGUGCAUCAAGGACAGAUCGAUCAAUCGCAAGCUCCUCAAGCAGCUGCUCUACCCCGAGUACUUGAACCGGAUGAACUUGGCCAUAGUCAGAAUCCGCCACCACAAGACCGAAUGCGUUAUAAUUCCGAGGAGUAGCCAAUGUAGGAUCAGUGUGAUCAACUGUGAUAGUGAUUCGGACUCGGAUAGUGAUCACGGCCGAAUCAAAAGACAAAACGCGAUCGUGGAGUCGGGUUCUUCGGAUAGCAGCGGAAGCAGCUCGAGUAAUCCGUUCGGGUACAUCCGGUACUACAACCCGCAGACGGCGGAGGAAGUCCAGACGAAGUAUGAGAGUUUCAUUGAUUACGGUGAGGUGGGUAGGACGAAGGUGGCCGAAGAGGAGCCGAAGAAGAAGAGUGUGGUGAUGACGUCCACGGCGAAGUUGGAGUUGUUGCAGAAGCAGGCGUCGGAGAACUCGGAUGCGAGUUCUUGUAUUACGAAGAGGCCGUUCGGAGCGUGUGAGGAUCUGGUGAAUUUGGAUGGAAGUUUGGUGAGGGAGGACUUGAAGAAGUACGUCCCGUUGGAGAGGCAGUCGUGCCCGACUAAGUUAGUCGGGAACAAGUUUAGUGCUAGUAGCCUGACCACGAUUUAUAUCCCGGCUUGGUCGAACAGUGAUACCAACUUGACUCGGCGGCCGAGGAUCGACGAACGCGACGAAGACAGUAGUACCACUACACACUCCAGCAGCUUGGAACUGCCUCUAAACACUCUACCUCUUCCGGAUAAAAUGGUGGCCGAGCUUUUGUACAACUACGAUAGUGACGAUGCGAGCGAAACCACUUCGGCUAAAACCGUGAUCAAACCCCCGAGCAUGUUCGCCACCCCCGAAUUCCAGAAAAGCAGUAUUACUCGCCGACGUUCCAGCAUCCAGAUCAACCCGCAGGACCUCAAGCACGUCCAGCGAGCCAACGCCGUGCGCAGGUGGGUCAGUCCACCCCAAAGCGGCAAAAGAAAAAUUCCUUGCCUCAGAUUUCGCCCCAAUUUCGGAAAAUUUGACUUUUGCCGAAGUUGGGGCGAAGCCCGAGCCUCGCGAUCUUUCGCUUAUCGUUUCGGCCUCAGGUGCGUCAGCUCGAAGUACCUCAGGAUGUCGCCGUCGUACUGCCGCGGCUGCGUGGAGUGCCACAGCCCGCGUUCGUCCGACUCGGGCAUGGCGGGCAGCUGCACCCUGAACUCGCCCAACUCGGUCCAGGACAUCCCCAACCGGGGCAUCACCCUGUCCGAGAUCGAGGCCCGCGACUUCGAGUCCCAGUGCCCGUGCACCUCCCCGUUCGGCUCGACGCCGCGGACGUCGCAGCCGUCGGUCUCCGGCAACAGCCUCCGCACCUCGGUGACGUCGAGCCUCGAACUGUGCCCACAAAUGCAUUCCAGGACGGCGGACGACGGGGGCGUGGUCAAGUCCAGGUCGACGGGCUGCCUGUUCGUCGAGGAGGAGGAGGAGGAGGAGGAGGAGGAGGUGCCGAUGUACAAGUCGGGCCUGUACGCCCAUUGGUGGCUGAAGGCGAAAAUUCCGGGAGAGGUCGUUAGAGGGAUUUAUGAGGACACGAGGGGACAUGCAGGCAAGGGCGUGUGAUUGCUUGUUCAGUUUUUUUUAGUUUGAGUUUGCUAAAAAGCUAACGAGCUUGUGUGUGGCCCUUGUCUGCAUUAACGGCGACUAACGGGGAGGGGAGGUUAGAGUAACGGCGUGACGUCACGAGUGACACUGAGCUUGCGUUUAUGGCGAAUUUUAUUGGUGGAAUUGAGUCCGCUAACCUCUGAAAUUCGUUGGGGAACGAGCGCCAUCUU